Messenger RNA from Anthonomus grandis grandis, 3208 nucleotides. Its product is annotated as paramyosin, long form-like. The record is from RefSeq and is a predicted model, not a curated record. Gene Ontology annotation, molecular function: protein serine/threonine kinase activity. Lineage: Eukaryota; Metazoa; Arthropoda; Insecta; Coleoptera; Curculionidae. Gene Ontology annotation, biological process: actomyosin structure organization; peptidyl-threonine phosphorylation. The transcript has 17 exons. The coding region runs from base 161 to 2800 and encodes 879 amino acids. Gene Ontology annotation, cellular component: myosin complex; cytoplasm; cytoskeleton.
CGCGACGGCCAUACGAACGACGACGCACUGCCGAACAGCGAAUCAGCGCGGUCCUGUCAAACUUCAGGCUAGUGCUCCGACCUCAUAUCAGUAUCGAGAAAAAAAUCGAUCUAAAAGGGCUAAAACAACUCGAACAAAAAAAACAAAUUCGAUUUUAAAAAUGGCUUCUUCAAGCACGGUGGCUAGAAGCUCCAAGUAUAGCUACAGAUCCGCAGGCCAAGCAGGUACAGCUGACGUCAGCAUCGAAUACAGUGCUGACUUAACUGCUCUGAGCAGGCUCGAGGACAAAAUUCGCCUGCUGCAAGAUGAUCUCGAAGUAGAAAGAGAACUCAGAUCUCGAAUUGAAAGGGAAAAAGCUGACCUCAGCGUUCAGGUUAUCCAACUGUCUGAACGUUUAGAAGAAGCCGAAGGAGGUGCCGAAAGCCAGUUCGAAAUUAAUAAAAAACGCGACACCGAACUGUUGAAACUUCGCAAACUCCUUGAGGACGUGCACAUCGAGUCGGAGGAAACGGCCGCCAUUUUAAAAAAGAAACACCAAGAAAUCGUAGUCGACUUCCAAGACCAGAUCGACACAUUAGCUAAGGCUAAAUCGAGGGCUGAAAAAGAAAAAUCCAAAUUUCAAUCCGAAGUAUACGAAUUGCUUGCCCAAGUAGAAAGUAUAAACAAGGAACGUUUGGUAUCUGUCAAACAUGCCGAAAGGUUGGAAGUUACCAUCAAUGAACUUAACAUCAGAAUUGAAGAGCUUAACCGCACCGUUGUCGACAUCACCUCACACAAGCAACGUUUGUCUGUUGAAAAUUUGGAACUUACCAAGGAAGUUCAAGAUAUCAAGGUUACCCUUGAAAACGCGAACUACCUGAAAUCUCAACUUGCUAGCCAACUGGAAGACGCUCGCCGUCGCGCUGAAGAUGACGAAAGGAGGAGAUCCCUGCUGGAGGCUCAACUGCACCAGGUCGAAAUUGAAUUAGACACCAUCAGGGUUCAACUUGAAGAAGAAAGUGAAGCCAGGUUAGAUUUGGAAAGGCAAUUAGUUAAAUCGCAAGGAGAAGUUCAGGUUUGGAAAUCCAAAUUCGAAACCGAAGCAGCUGCUCGCGCUGAAGAGGUUGAAGAACUCCGUCGUAAGUUCAACGCUCGUCUCCAAGAACAAGAAGAGCACAUUGAAGCUCUCUUGGUUAAGGUUAAUAACUUGGAGAAACAGAAGUCUCGUCUUCAGUCUGAAGUUGAAGUGCUCAUCAUUGACUUGGAGAAGGCUAACAACACUGCUAGAGAGCUCCAGAAACGUGUAGAGCAAUUGGAAAGGAUUAACAUCGAUCUGAAGAGCAGAUUAGACGAGACUGUGCAACUGUAUGAACAAAGCCAGAGAGAUCUUAGAAAUAAGGUAACUGAACUUCAACGUACUGUUCAUGAAUUGGACAAGACCAGAGAACUCAAAGACGCUUUAGCUAGGGAGAACAAGAAAUUGGCUGAUGAUUUGGGAGAUGCCAAGACUACCAUCACUGAACUUACCAGAAGAUUGCAUGAGAUGGAACUUGAACUCCGUCGUCUUGAGAAUGAGCGUGAUGAACUUACUGCUGCCUACAAGGAAGCUGAAGCGGGCCGCAAAGCUGAAGAACAACGCUCUCAGCGCCUGUCAUCUGAAUUGGCUCAAUUCCGCCAUGAAGCUGAAAAACGACUUUCUGAGAAGGACGAGGAAAUUGAAGCCAUUCGCAAAGCCACUAGCAUCGAAAUCGAACAGCUCAAUGCCCGUGUGGUCGAAGCCGAGACCCGUCUUAAGACCGAGGUCACCCGCAUCAAGAAGAAACUUCAGAUCCAAAUCACCGAGCUCGAAAUGUCAUUGGAUUCCGCCAACAAGACCAACAUUGACUUGCAAAAGACCAUCAAGAAACAAUCUCUUCAACUUACCGAAAUCCAGGCUCAUUAUGAGGAAGUUCAAAGACAAUUGCAGGUCACUUUAGAUCAGCUGAGCGUUUCCGUAAGGAGAGUACAGGCCUUGACCGCUGAAGCCGAAGAAAUUAGGGGCAAUUAUGAAUCAGCCCUCCGUGGUAAGAAACAAGCUGAGCAAUUAUAUGAAGAAGCCAGUACCCGUAUCAAUGAAUUGACUACUAUCAAUGUUAACCUGUCUUCUGCUAAAGUAAGAAUCGAGCAAGAAUUAGCUACCGUCGUUGCUGAUUAUGAUGAGAUUACUAAGGAAUUGAGAAUUUCUGAUGAGCGUUACCAACGUGUUCAGGCCGAAAUUAAACACACCGUGGAAAUCCUUCACGAAGAACAAGAGAGAGUAGUCAAGAUCGAAGCUAUUAAGAAGUCUCUAGAGAUCGAAGUUAAGAACUUGAGCGUCCGAUUGGAGGAAGUCGAGGCUAACGCCAUUGUAGGAGGCAAAAGAAUCAUUAGCAAAUUGGAGGCUAGAAUUCGCGAUAUGGAAUCUGAAUUAGAUGAAGAAAAACGUCGUCACGCUGAAACUAUUAAGAUCUUACGUAAAAAAGAACGUACCGUUAAGGAAGUCAUGAUUCAAUGUGAAGAGGACCAGAAGAACAUCGCCCUUUUGCAAGAAUCCCUCGACAAGGCAAACCAGAAGAUUGUUCUGUUCAAGAGGCAACUUCAGGAACAGGAAGGAGUAUCGACUCAAUCUGUUACUCGCGUACGCCGCUUCCAGAGGGAGCUCGAAGCAGCAGAGGACCGCGCCGACACCGCCGAAAGCAGCCUUUCCCUCAUCCGUGCCAAGCACCGCACCUUUGUCACCACCAGCUCGGUACCCGGAAGCCAAGUUUACUUGGUACAAGAAAGCCGAACUGCCGAGCUGUGAGCGCCCACCACCAAGCUUUCGCGAUAAAACCCUUUAAAAUCCUAUUAAAUUUAUUAUCAUCGUUCGUGCACAUAAUAAAAUUUAUAUCUACUUAAAUAAUGACUUAGGUGUAAGUACAAUAAUUAUUAUUACGUUAAAUACCACUCUCUUUGAUGUGUUUUUUAUAAUAAAAAUAGUAACAACGUUAUUUUUUCAAUAUACGAGAAAAGAUCAAGAAACGUACAUAUUUCCAGCCAAUUUAAAAAACGCGAAAAGGAAUCUGUAGGUUUCAGCAAAAAUGUUACGUACGUUUUGUGUUGUGCCCUUUUGCUGACUUAUUUAGAUUAAUAGAAAACGCGGAGGGUAAUGUUUAAUUUGUAAGUUUGAAUGUACUGUGUAAGAAUAAAUAAAGUUGCUUGUAUAACAGUA